Molecule: messenger RNA, 395 nt
Organism: Acanthoscelides obtectus
Lineage: Eukaryota; Metazoa; Arthropoda; Insecta; Coleoptera; Chrysomelidae
Source: the annotation of a GenBank genome assembly
CAAUCACAAAUUCAUGGAUCGAAUACCGACAAGACUGCAACGCUCGUGGAGAUAGGAAAAGCUCAAUCAUGGAUUUACUUGAAUUCAAACUGUAUAUUGGAAAAUGUCUUGCCCUUGGGGCACAAACAACAGUUUCCCAAGAUCCUAGACCAUCCACCCCAGAUGAAGAAUCGAGCCGACCUGCUAAAAAAUGCAAGAAGUCGGAGAUACCACCAAGAGAUGUUAGGACCACUGGUAAUGAACAUUUACCAAUAUGCAGUGUAAAUAACAAAAAUACCUAUAUGCGCUGCCGUAAUCUAGGUUGUACAAAAAAAACAAGAUUUUUCUGUGUAAAAUGUGAGAUAUAUUUGUGUAUUUCUCCAGAAAGGCAAUGUUUCUUUGAAUUUCAUAAUUAG